Molecule: messenger RNA, 1482 nt
Organism: Bufo gargarizans (Asiatic toad)
Lineage: Eukaryota; Metazoa; Chordata; Amphibia; Anura; Bufonidae
Product: nicotinamide N-methyltransferase-like
Exons: 6
Coding region: 348-1130 (260 amino acids)
Cellular component (GO): cytosol
Molecular function (GO): N-methyltransferase activity
Source: RefSeq, a predicted model, not a curated record
GGGAGAGACAGGGACGGUCCGUGAAAGAAAUGGAGGAGACUUCAGUAUUUCUGCUGUGCCUGACGUCCAGCAGCGGGGUGCCGCUGUACUGCAGGAGCAAGGGCAGCAGCAGGCAGCUGACAUUUUCUGUUAUUGGAUCACUAAAUGGCGUGCACAUGUUUGCCAAUAAUCAGGACAUUCUUUUAACAUCUACAUGCACUGACAACAGCAGGGUGGUGUGGAGAUCCUUCCAUGAUAGGUUCCUCACCGACUGCUCACCUUUUUAGCUGGUUCCUGGAGUCGAUGUGUGUCUACUUUGUGGCCCUAGUCCUUCUUUACACAAAGUGGAGUCAGGUUUGUGAUAAAGAAUGGAGACUGUGUCUACUUCAUAUAACCAAGUUUAUGAAAACUUUGAUGCAAAGAAAUAUUUGGACAAGUACUAUGGUGUGGACCCCAAAACCCAGGAAAUUUCUGAAGAGGCAAGAUUUUUGUUGACAUUUCUUAGUGAUGUAUUUUCUUCAGGUCGUGUUAAAGGUCAGAGCUUCAUUGAAAUUGGUGCUGGUCCCUCCAUACAUAACAUACUGUCUGCAUGUGAAGUUUUUGAAAAGAUCUAUCUGACUGAUUAUUUCCAAGGAAACCUACAGGAAAUUGACAAAUGGCUAAAUAGAAAAAAUGAUGCUUUUGAUUGGUCUCCCUACUUGAGAUUUGUGUGUGAGCUUAAAAACAAUCGAUCAACUCUGAGGGGGAAGGAAGAGAAGAUAAGAAGAAUGGUCUCUCUCAUGAAGUCUGAUGUCACCUUGAGCAAUCCACUACAUCCUAAUUCUCUUCCUUUAGCAGACUGCGUGUUAGUUUGCGGCUGCCUUAUAUGUACCUGCAAAACUUUAACAGACUUUAAAAUUUCUCUUAAGAACGUUGUAUCUCUGAUCAAACCAGGAGGACAUCUGAUUUUUUUUGAUUACAUAGGAGCUUCAUAUUACUGGGUUGGAGAGGCAAAGCUUCCACUUUUGUCACUUGAUGAACAGUUUGUCAGGGAAGCAAUGGUGGAGAGCGGAUGCAAAAUUGAAAUGUUUCAAUUGUUUAAAGAUUUUCAUUUUCCACGGGAAUUAUUUGAUUGUAAAAUUUUAUUCAGCCUUCUUGCCCAAAAACUUUAAGGCAUAUGGAAAAAUCAAGGCAGACAUUUUUUUCGGUCAUUUAUCAAACUGGUGUAAGUUAGAACUGGCUUUUAGUUGCCCAUAGCAACCAAUCAGAUUCCAACUUUAAUUUUCCAAGGGAGCUGUCAAAACUGAAAGAUGGAAUCUGAUUGCUAAUGGAAACUAAGUUCUACUAAACACCAGUUUGAUAAAUGACCCCCCUUUGUGUCUACUGACCCCACUUAUACAUCUAAGAAAGCUAGAUCACUUACAUUAAAUAUACAAAUAUAAAGGCUAUGGAUACCUUUGAAUGUUGAAAAUCAAUAAACCCAUAUCUAAUGCAGCACAUAAUAAAAUUGCACUUGUUUGUUUA